Salvia miltiorrhiza (redroot sage) is the source of this 1235-nucleotide messenger RNA. RefSeq lists its product as uncharacterized. Lineage: Eukaryota; Viridiplantae; Streptophyta; Magnoliopsida; Lamiales; Lamiaceae. Bases 146 to 1078 code for a protein of 310 amino acids. The transcript is spliced from 4 exons. The record is from RefSeq and is a predicted model, not a curated record.
GAAAAGUUGUUAGAAUAUUAAUGUCUACUCUUUAGCCAUUUUAUUAGUUUGCUGAACUUGCUCACCUUUCCUUUUCUAGCGAUCGAAUUCUAAAACUAAUCGAAAAUUUCCACAGCUUUUCUUCAAUUUUUUUCCACCAUUAAUAAUGGUAACCUCCUGUUUCAGCUUGGUCUCUCUCGCCGGCGGCCUCCUCCGCCGCUCCAUCGCGGCGGCUGGGCUCUCCUCCCAGACGGCGGACAUCGACGGCGACACCACCAUCCACUUCUGGGGCCCGCCCGCCGCCACCGCCAAGCCCAAGCUCAUCCUCGUCCACGGCUUCGGCCCCGCGAGCAUCUGGCAGUGGCGGCGCCAGGUAGCCUUCUUCGCCGGAGAAUACGACGUCUACAUCCCCGACCUCGUAUUCUUCGGCGAAUCCUUCACCAGAUCCCCCGCCCGUUCCGAGGUUUUCCAAGCCACCUGCUUGGCCAGACUGAUGGAAAACCUCGGAGUCACGAGGUACUCGGUCGUGGGGACGAGCUACGGCGGAUUCGUGGCGUACCGGAUGGCGGAGAUGUGGCCGGAGAGGGUGGAGAAGGUGGUGAUCGCGAGCUCCGCCGUGAACUUGCGGCGGAGCGACAACGCGCGGCUGAUGAAGCAAGCUGACGUGGACAAGAUCGAGGAUCUGUUGCUGCCCGUCACCGCCGCUCAGCUGCGGUUGUCGCUCCGAUUCGUCGUCUCCCGGCCUCCGCCUUACGUGCCCGAUUUCGUCCUCAACGAUUUUAUCGACAAAUUGUAUUCAGAAAACAGAAGAGAGAAGCUGGAGCUUUUGAAAGAGUUGAACAUUGGAAAAAAUGAUACUGUAACCUUAUCUCCUCUUUCACAGGAAGUGUUGAUUGUGUGGGGAGAAAAUGACCAAAUAUUUCUGCUGGAGAAAGCGGAGGAACUCAAGAAGUAUGUAUUCAUUCAAUAUUCACUAUCACAUUUAUUUUUAUUUCCACACGAAAACCAUAUAAAUAUAGUUCUAGUCGUCUCGAUAUUCAGAUAUCCCGCGAUCUUAACCCGUCUCCCUCUUCAAGCCAUCGCUUUUCUCAGAGCUUAACUCGACAAACCAUGCGUUCGGGCCUCGACCAAUCGGGCCAAAAUGUCUAGUUGAUUGGGCUAUACGAAUUUUGUCCACUAUAAAUACAUUCAUGUAUAAUCACGUAUGCAUCGAAUAUACAGUUAUCUAUAUAUUAUAUCUAAAAAAAUUAAACUCA